This is a messenger RNA of Pomacea canaliculata, 5620 nucleotides long. RefSeq lists its product as uncharacterized. Lineage: Eukaryota; Metazoa; Mollusca; Gastropoda; Architaenioglossa; Ampullariidae. The coding region runs from base 844 to 2043 and encodes 399 amino acids. The record is from RefSeq and is a predicted model, not a curated record. The transcript has 3 exons.
ACUGCGGCGGGCGCACCGCCUCGCGCUCACAAGGCUGAUCCCGCAGUCGAGUAUCGAAGAGGGACCCGCCGCUGUCCGACAACUGCACCGCUCAGUCGCCUCCCCAAACUUUUCGUAUUCCUGCCAUGCUGCGGGGCGGCUAGCGAGGGCUGCCUCACAGGGGGGGACUAAGCUGCUGCUUGAAUAAUUAUACAUGCGUCCAGCGAACAGGAGCGCCUUAGGAGCAACCCGCAAAAAAGUCGUCUUCCUUCGUUUCCUGGUUUCCUCGCCGGGUCACCGGGACCGUUGAGCGCGUGCUCAGUAGUAGCUGUGGCCUUGACAGUACCUAUUAACCCUGACCAAAAGUGUACCAGUGCUCGACCGGGGGGUUUUCGUACAUCUGUCUGCCUACGAGAAAGUGAAAGAGAUGCUGUGACUGGUUUCUUGGGCUUCCGAGUCGGGUGACGCAGAAAAUCGUGCGUAUCCCCAUCCGGGUGACAUGUUGACAGGCGAUUCGCUCAUCAAUCGGGUAACGUACCUGUAUUAAAACUGAAUUCUGAUUUUAAAAGUUGAGGAUCAUGUUUUCAUGCUUCGGUUUAGAAAUAUAAUGAAGAGAAUGAAGUAGCUGGACAUCAAAAGUAGUAUACCUGUCAUGGAUGAAGCUGCGCUAGUUUAAUUGUGAAGCUCGUAAUGUUUGGCGAGUUCUGAAACCAUUCCGACCGUUGACAGUAUUUGUCAGGAUGAGCCACUCCGAUACUCACCCACAGUCUCAAAGCUUUGUGUGACUGUGACCUCGUGCAUCAAAGACCUUCCACCAAACGGACAGAUCAAGAAAUAAAUCUUGCCGAACCACGAACUGUAGUGAUGUUGCCACCAGACCCAGAAAUGGCCGUUAACGGGCCUCCUGACCCCAAAACUGUAGAAGCAGAACCUGAGCUGCACUCUUGCAUCACCCGGCCCUUAUCUCCCCUUCUUCUGGACAACUCGCCCGAGCGCCUGUCUCUCUGCCCCGGACCUACGUCACCGGGCAAGAAGCGUGUGCGAAUCAGCGACUCCACCAGCGUCAUGCUCAUUCAUGACGUCAGCGAGUCGCGGCAUCGUCGGCAACACAGCGAUGACGUAGAUGGGAUCGGUGACGUGAGCAGCGGUCUCAUGAACUCUCACGAAAGCCCGAGAGCCAGGAAAGAAUUGAGUUUUCAAGGCGGAGAAAAUAAUGCUGAUCUCCAUGGCAACAAAGAGUUGGUGUUCUUGAGAAGGCAGCAGGUCGGUGAGGAGUAUGGGGAGUACAAGGAGUACAUCGACGGGCCAGGCAGAGACGAGGAGUAUACCAUCAGCACCUUGGACAAACUUACCUUUCCCCCGGUUGUACAGACCACAGUCGCCAACAGCCUUCACAGCAGUAGCACGGGUUCCCCCGACUCCUUGUCCCCCUAUCGGGACUCCUGCAAUCGCGUGCUUGUUUUGCACGACCCCCAGGGUCAAGGCCUGGGGUCACCCCUGGACGUACCCAACAACGCCAUCUUCGUCACAGAUCACGUCACGGGCUGGCCACUGAAACGAUCCCCCAGCUUGGAGAGCCGCGACAACCCAUUUCAACCAGACGGGGAUCUGAGAAAAGAGGUGGAAGAACUGUUGAAGCGAGCGACCAUCGUGCGCGACAAGUUCUACCUGACGGAGGAUGAGAAGUCUCGGCAGCAAGAACUGCUAGCCAGGGGAGACUACUCCCCUGUCACCAAAGAACACACGACCGUGGAUGGCGUGCUGACGAGCGGCGGUCCGGACACCAGUCCUCGUGCGGUGCACGAGAGGAUCGCUCCCCCUACGACCACGACAACCACACAGGCGGCAGCGGCGUCACCCCCUCCUCAUCCCCGGGAGAACGGCAAGGCCACGGGGCCGGACGAGGUAGCGGGCCCUGAGACAUCCCCCGAUGGAGUCAGGGUGGACGUAGGGGGCUCCCCCACUGCCGACGGCCCCCGGGGGGCUGGGAACACUGACAGUUCCGGCGAGCAGCAGGAAAAAGACAAAGCCAAGCGGCGCCCCAAGUGCUGUGUUGUGAUGUAGCGGCGAGCCAGGACCUCGCGCUUACGUCAUCACGGUGUCCAGAUGCGCCUCACGUUCCACCACCGUGUGAAACCUCGCAGACGGACGAGGGCGCGCAGCGCGCGCUUUGCACGUGACGCCGCGUUUCGAGCCAGACGGAACCUAGAGAGUUUGUGAUGUCAUCAUCAUCCGGGACUGUUUAUGUUUCCAACUACGAGCAGAGCGUGUGUUAACAUGGACUUAACCUAUUGCAAUGUCUCUCCCACGUGAUUGAUAAAAGAGAGAAAACUUUUUUUUUCCUAAACCAGUGGGGAUCUUCCUUGUGUUACUGAGAUCCAAACGGAUCCUUCGUAACACGCUUUUGUUCGCUCGGCUUCGUGGACUACGCGGCUAGCUUUUUGGGAUUCAUGUCGUCACUUCCGGUACUCGUGUCUGCCAACAGUCGUCGCGCCGGGGAGGGGUUGGGGGAAAGUCGCCCAGGGAGAGGCAAAAGUCGGGGCAGACGAUUUCCAUACGGAUGUAUUCCAUGCAUAAUCCGGUCUGCCUCCCGGAACGAUGGGAUUGAGUGAUGAGGCUAGCAAGAGGAAGUUUGCUGCUUUCCAAGGGAUAUCAUAAAUCGAUGUGUGCUGCAUGUGUUAAGUUGCUCGAUUCUACCCUCCCUCUCCUCGCCAAGCACAUCUGGUUUGUCUCAUCUUCAAUGUGUGUAUGUCACAAACGUCAACAGUCUGGUGGAAAUCCUUCCGAGGUUCUCACCACAGUGGAACUCUUAACGCAUUGUGGAGUUUGACAACGGAUUUAACUUUUGUUUAUUUGUUUUUUAGUGCAUCAGACUGCUACUCCAUUCGCCAUUCACGCUUUUAAUACCCUUUUUUUUUUUUGCAGAUGUUACGUUUUUAAUUUGUUUUGUUUUGUUUUAUAUUUUAAAAGAUUGAUUUUAUGAUGUCCUUCGCACCUCCACACCCUCGCCAAGCAUUUUCUGUCUGAAGGUGCUGUCAUCGUUUUACCUUGCCUGCUCACCAUGUGAAUGAUGUCAUGCGGAAGAUUUGAUCUCGAUGUCUUUAAAUGUGAAGCUCUUUGUCCUUAUGUUAGCGAGUCCGUUCGACUCUCUGUGGCUGUGCAUUGCAAGCGUUGUUCCUUUGAUCAGAAAGAGCAGAAAUAAAAUAAAGACGAGCUGGCAUGAGAAGAGGUUAUUUCCCUCCCCCCUACGAUCGCGCCUCGUCCUCCCCUUCCCCCCUGCUGUCAUGUUUUGUCUCGGACUGGAAUGCUGUCAACUCACAAACGUGAGCUCUACUUGGUGAAUGACGAGUGAAUGAGCAGAGCCCCAGGUUUGGUGGGAGGGGGGACCAUACUGGUUCUUCGCAGGCUAGCCAAUAUGACGUCAUCAAAGUAUAUCACACUCACGUGUGUGUGGCCAGGAUGCUGCCAAGCCACAUUUCACACAGAGAGGCAACAGACUGUCAUCGUGAAGAGUAGACCCUCCACUGAAAUAAGUGGCAGACGAAGCGAUGCCAUGUGACCGGACAGUGUAAACCACGCGACUCAAUCUUUUCCCCCUUCUCUGUUAAAAGGGGAUUAUUCCUCCUCCCCCACCCUUCCAAAAAAAAAAAACUUUUUCCGAUUUGGGUUAGUAUGUACCACGUUAGCAUAUUCUGGCCACAAAGAGGUCGCGUAGGUUCUGGCCACUAAAAGACAGGACACUUGAGCCCUUUAUUCUUCCUUCAUUCCCAUAGAAGUUUUGCACGCAGCAGACAAUGUUUGGCGCACGAAGUCUACGGUGAUAUCACAUACUCUGCAUUUUUACAUAUUGGCUCACAGGGUUAAACUAAAGCAAAUGAUGUUCAAGAGUGUAGAGAUACUUAAAAAUAAUUGUCUACUUCAAGAAUACUUUGUUUUGAACUAACGUCUUUAGUUCCGUGUGGAGAUGAACUGCAGACAUCGAUAGGAAACAGAUCAACGCCUGCCCUUGUCUGACACUGACACCGAGGAAAGCUUGAAAGACAUUUUUACAAUUUAAAGCUAACCUCAAGUAAAUCUGUAUCAUCGGUACCCGAUGUUCAUCCGCCAUCAUGUAUGUACUGGCUCAGGUCGGCAAAUAUACCAAGAGAGAUAACUGCUAUCUGUGAUCUGCUAGGGAUGGAAACGACGGGCGUUCUUACUUCCCUUUAUUAAGAGACUCGCCAUGUGGAGGAUAGCAGUAGUCUUUGCUCCUGUCAACCGUCGCUAAAAAAAGGAAACUAACAGAAUACCUAGGAACAAGUAGUGCCAGACAAACCAGUUUUUAUUUGGCUUUUGUUAUCUGUUCAAUAUUUAUUUAUCAUAGUGCUGCUUGUUGCAAUUUUCACGGUCAUUUUUUUUUCUUUUUAGCAGUAGUUGCUGGAUGAACGAAGGUGCGUUAGCUUUUAAACAUUUUAUAUCCAGAUAAAACAUUCUUUUCCACAAUGUUUUCUGAAGCAUUCUUUAAAAAAAAUAGUGUGAACUUUAUAUUUAUUAUAUUUUAUGGGGAUUUCUAAUAAACUUUUAUGGUUUUUUUGUGGGGAGGGGAUGUUGCAUAUCCGCUGAAGGCUGCAUUUUUCUGUCCUGAAGUGGACUUGAAUGUAAAUAUUUAUAUCAAUGCAACCACCACCGGCUAUACUUGUAGCGUAUCUGUUUGCACGUAAAUGUUUCAUGCAUUUCUUUUUAAAUCAUCACAAGCAGCUUUAAGUCCGUCGUGAAACGGAAUCAUGAGUAUGCAAACUAUAAAAAAAAAUGAAGCAAAGAAAAUACAUGUUAUGCACUUGCUUGCAACUUGAUCAUUUUAUCAUCUCAUGCAUAAUUUUAUAUACAUUUUUUUUAAAUUGUCUUUUGCGCAUGUUCUUUUCUGUCCGGCCUGGUUCUUCCGGUAUCUGUUAACGGACGUCCUGACAGUACUGUUCACCUUCUCUGUGUAAACUGCUUCGGUUCAGUACUUGUAGUUGCAUGAUGAGCUAGGGGGGAAGAUGGCGAACACCUGUUUUUAAACCACCACCACCCGACAUGUGAUGUUAGCAAGACACCUACACACGCAUACAGCCCUUGUAUUCAAUCCAACCCUUGUAUUUAAACUCUUCCAGGUCUAAUCCGACAGAGAACAGCCAUGUGUCGUGAGAAUUUCACAUCAACCCCAACAGGGAUAAAUACUGCUACAUUAUGACCUGACAUGUUUCCUGGAUGGCCGUUAUAAACAGUUAUUGCUGGACACACCCAGUGCUCACAGCGAGCACCUGGCCGAGCGUACUACGGACAUCGCGACUGAGGCUUCAGACCCGAGGGCAAAUUAUAUAAUAAUGCAACUACAAUCUCUGGACAGGUGUUUUAAACGGUUUGUGGCAUAUGCGUUAUUCUGGCCGGACUUGAUGACGUCAGUGACGUAUGCAUGAUUAUGGGGAAGAAGUGAGCAGAGUACAGAAGGAUGCAGGUGAUUAGUUUGUCCAUAGUCUCAGUUAUUAAACAGAUGCUUGAUCAUUUCAAUGCCGUUUGUGUUUAUGUUAUUUUAUUCUUUUUUUUUCUUUUUGAGUCGUGCAUCGUUGCUUAGUCCGCCUGAAUAAAACUUCAGAAUGCUGUCUGGCUAUCUCAACACCAA